This is a messenger RNA of Leopardus geoffroyi (Geoffroy's cat), 3234 nucleotides long. RefSeq names its product solute carrier family 15 member 1 (gene SLC15A1). The coding region runs from base 214 to 2337 and encodes 707 amino acids. Lineage: Eukaryota; Metazoa; Chordata; Mammalia; Carnivora; Felidae. The record is from RefSeq and is a predicted model, not a curated record. Gene Ontology annotation, molecular function: dipeptide transmembrane transporter activity. Gene Ontology annotation, biological process: oligopeptide transport; transmembrane transport. Gene Ontology annotation, cellular component: membrane. The transcript is spliced from 23 exons.
UCCCGCCGGGGCUCAAGGGGCGCUACCCUCUGCUCCCUGCGGUUCCACCGCCUCCGAGGGUGGAGCCCGGCCGCCCCGCCUGCACACCUCCAGCGGCACAGGUGGCUGGGCAGGGCCUGGAAACAAAGUCAUAAGAGCAGCACCUUGAAAAAAAAAGUCCUCUCUCCUGGACUCCCCGCUCGCUAGUCGCAGGGAGCCCUCGGAGCCGCCACCAUGGGAAUGUCCAGAUCCCAGGGCUGCUUCGGUUACCCCCUGAGCAUCUUCUUCAUCGUGGUCAAUGAGUUCUGUGAAAGAUUUUCCUACUAUGGAAUGAGAGCGCUCCUGAUUCUGUACUUCAGACGGUUCAUCGGAUGGGACGAUAAUCUGUCCACGGCCAUCUACCACACGUUUGUGGCUCUGUGCUACCUGACGCCCAUCCUUGGCGCGCUGAUCGCGGACUCCUGGCUGGGAAAGUUCAAGACGAUCGUGUCGCUGUCCAUCGUGUACACAAUCGGACAGGCGGUGAUUUCAGUCAGUUCCAUUAAUGACCUCACAGACUUCGACCAUGACGGAAUCCCUGACAACCUCCCCGCACAUGUGGCACUGUCCAUGAUUGGCCUGGCCCUGAUAGCUCUGGGAACUGGAGGAAUAAAGCCCUGUGUGUCUGCGUUUGGUGGAGACCAGUUCGAAGAGGGCCAGGAAAAACAAAGAAACCGAUUCUUUUCCAUCUUUUAUUUGGCCAUUAAUGCUGGAAGCUUGCUUUCUACUAUCAUCACUCCCAUGCUCAGAGUUCAACAAUGUGGAAUUCACAGUAAACAAGCUUGCUACCCACUGGCAUUUGGGGUCCCUGCUGCUCUCAUGGCUGUAGCUCUGAUUGUGUUCGUCAUUGGCAGUGGAAUGUACAAGAAGUUUCAGCCCCAGGGUAAUGUCAUGGCUAAAGUUGUCAAGUGCAUUGGUUUUGCCCUCAAAAAUAGGUUUAAGCAUCGGAGUAAGGAGUUUCCCAAGAGGGAGCACUGGCUGGACUGGGCUAAAGAGAAAUAUGAUGAGAGGCUCAUCUCUCAAAUUAAGAUGGUUACGAGGGUGAUGUUCCUGUAUAUCCCGCUCCCAAUGUUCUGGGCCUUGUUUGACCAGCAGGGCUCCAGGUGGACGCUGCAAGCCACAGCUAUGAGUGGGAAAAUUGGACUUCUUGAAAUUCAGCCGGACCAGAUGCAGACCGUGAACGCCAUCUUGAUCGUCAUCAUGGUCCCCAUUGUGGAUGCCGUGAUAUAUCCUCUGAUUGCAAAAUGUGGCUUCAAUUUCACCUCUUUGAAGAAGAUGACAGUUGGAAUGUUCCUGGCUUCCAUGGCUUUCGUGGUGGCGGCAAUUGUGCAAGUGGAAAUUGAUAAAACUCUUCCAGUCUUCCCCAAACAAAACGAAGUCCAGAUUAAAGUACUGAAUAUAGGAAAUGAUAACAUGACUGUAUAUUUUCCUGGAAGCACGGUGACACUUGGCCAAAUGUCCCAGACAAAUGAAUUUAUGACGUUUGAUGUAGACAAACUGACAAGUAUAAACAUCUCUUCUACUGGAUUACCCAUCACUCCAGUAACUCAUAAGUUUGAGCAGGGCCAUCGCCAUACCCUGCUAGUGUGGGCCCCCAAUAACUACCGCGUGGUAAAGGAUGGCCUUAACCAGAAGCCAGAAAAAGGAGAAAAUGGCAUCAGAUUUAUAAAUAGUUUCGAUGACAGCUUCAACAUCACAAUGGAUGGGAAAGUGUAUGUGAACGUCACCAGUCACAAUGCCAGCGAAUAUCAGUUUUUUCCUUUGGGCGUAAAAAGCUUUACGCUAAGCCCAACACAACAGACUCCACCACAGUGUAAGAAUGAUUUCCAAUCAUCCAACCUGGAAUUCGGUAGUGCCUAUACCUAUGUAAUCAGAAGGAAGAGUGACGGCUGUGCUGAAUUGCACAUGUUUGAAGAUAUUGCACCCAACACAGUUAACAUGGCUCUGCAGAUCCCACAGUAUUUCCUGAUCACCUGCGGUGAAGUGGUUUUCUCUGUCACGGGAUUGGAGUUCUCAUAUUCUCAGGCCCCCUCCAACAUGAAGUCGGUGCUUCAGGCGGGAUGGCUAUUGACAGUGGCUGUCGGCAACAUCAUUGUGCUUAUUGUAGCAGGAGCAGGCCAGUUCAGCGAACAGUGGGCUGAGUACAUUCUGUUUGCGGCCUUGCUUCUGGUUGUCUGCGUGAUAUUUGCCAUCAUGGCCCGUUUCUAUACUUACAUCAAUCCAGCGGAGAUCGAGGCUCAGUUUGAUGAUGAUGACAAGAAAAAGAGCCUGGAAAAUAUCUAUUCCACGGUGACUCCCGUCUCACAGACGCAGAUGUAAAUGUCAGGAAGCAAGUGGAGGAUGGACUGGGUCCAGAACAUGCCCUGGCUUCUGUCCCCUGGUGGCAGGACACUCUGAUGGGGAAGACUUCAGAAUUGCGAACCAAGAAAGCUCUUUUCUAAAAGCUGCCAGCGGUGAACCUAAAAGUCUGGAAGAAGUCUUUUUUUUUUUUUUUUUUUUAAAGAAAAGUCAUAUUUAAAGCAUGCACACAUACACACAUGCAUACACUUCUACAACCAUGAGUCUAUAUCCUGCCUUUAACUCCUUUUCUACCACAUGAAUGAAGUUAUUUUGGACUAAACUUUUUGAAAGGGUGGCAAAGUUCCAUAUUGUUUGCAUUCCAGCACUCUUUGAAAACACUGUUCGAUGCGGCAGGAGCCAAUGUGAAAAAGUGAAUUUACAGGCUUUAGAAUGGUAUAUAAUAAGCACCGGCUAGUAUUAACUGAUAACUUUACCUUUUGUUUUUUGUUUUGUUUUUUCCAUUCCCUACCUCUUUAAAUUUUGUGUGACUCAAAAAGACCACUCAGGUAAAGGCCAGUAAUGACUUUUGGAGUUUCAGGAAUGUAUGAAAUACCUUCCUGUUCUUAAGAUUAAGUGUCUGUGUGUUCUGGGGGUAGGAUAAGAAAUCCUUAACAUGGGUCUUGAUUCUAAAAGUCAUGUACACUCAAUAAAAUGUCAUCAGAGGUUGAUAAAAGUAUGAACAAAAGCAAUGCCCACGUACAAUAAAUUCCAGGAACAUGAAAUAUAAGGUUUAUUUCUUCCCAGUCCUAUUUUUCCCAGGGAUAUAGAGGUUUCUACAUGCAUAUUUAUGUACCAUCUUGUUUUUCUUGAUACUCAUAAGCAUUUUUCUGCUGGAACAAAAAUUCUUGUAGAGCGUUAUAAAGACUUCGUGCUUGA